This is a messenger RNA of Paramacrobiotus metropolitanus, 3426 nucleotides long. RefSeq lists its product as uncharacterized. The coding region runs from base 223 to 3288 and encodes 1021 amino acids. NCBI's taxonomy places the organism in Eukaryota, Metazoa, Tardigrada, Eutardigrada, Parachela, Macrobiotidae. The transcript is spliced from 9 exons. Gene Ontology annotation, molecular function: protein binding. The record is from RefSeq and is a predicted model, not a curated record. Gene Ontology annotation, cellular component: nucleus.
GGUAAGCCCUGGACGGUUAUUCUUAAAAGCGGCGCGAUUCCUUCACAAAAAGCCUUGCCCUUAUGUAGUAAUGUCCCAGAGGAAACAUCAGCGCUCCAGAGUUACCGUCAUGUGUGCUGUGUGCCGGGAUGCCAGACUGUUUCCGACCCAUUCUCGGCCGGAAAGUCGGCGUAUUUUUUCUUCCCCUGUAAAGGAAAGCUGCGCAACAAAUGGAUCAGCAGCAUGCGUUGCGCCGCUUCUUGGCAGCCCCGUGAUGGCCACGAUUUGGUGUGCAGUCAACAUUUCACGGCCCAGGAUUUUUUUUCCAGUGCCGUCCCAGGCGUUCGGAUAAAGCCCGAUGCUGUUCCCUCGCGAAUGGAAUGCGUGGAAAAGUUCCGCACGCCAGCAAAUGCCCAGCUGUUGAAUGACGCAGUCCGCAGUUGCUCGGUAUGUCGCUGGUGGCGCUCAACAGACCCUUGUAAACGGUCGGAAAGAUUGAACUUUUUCGAAUUCCCGACCGACGGCGCCCUAUGCAACGCAUGGAUCGUGGCGUGCCGGAAGCUGAAUCGGGAUUUUGUCCUCUCUGCUGGAUCGUCGGUGUGCGAAAAUCACUUUACACCAGAUGACUUGAUGGUGGUCACACCACGCGCCGGAAGCGAAUCCACGAUCAUGCUAAAGGGCACGGCCGUCCCGUCAGUGAAAUCCUUCGACAUUUACCCUACCGGUAAUAAUGCACGCACUGGUCUCCGUGUACACCCAGUUGGUGAUCAUAGCAUUGAUGAUUCUUUGGCACCAGACGCAGGGCUUCCGUUUGAAUCCAGUGAUAUGGAAAGCGACGAAGAAACGACAGCUGUGAAUGGAAGCAGUGAGUUGCAGAUGAAAGAUAGUGUCUCUCUGGAAGGUUGCUCAACACCGGCGUCUUCCUCCCGUACUCCGUCUGUCCCGUCGAAUCAACAGGUUGUGUCCCACAACGGUCUUCCAGGCGAUGAGGAUUCUGCGGCUGCUUCGUUUGUCCCAUCGGCGAUACCAGCGGUUGUGGUUCAGCCUCACAGGCGCCCCGGAAACGCAGUCAACGGCCCGCCCACGCUAACUGCAUCCAGUAAUUCCUUCUUGUACUGCGAAUCAUGUUCCAAGGUGAUGCAAACGCCUUGUUGGAUACAUUCGGACAGUAUCCUGGACGAACCGGUCAUUCCAUUGGCAGUCGCUAGCUUGCCCAGAGUUUUAUAUAUGGACGUCUGUGAUGAAUCGCCGACCGGAAAGACUGUAUUUGUCAAAGAAACGAUGGAGCGGCAGACAGUGUUUGGCCCGUUAAUCGCUCCAACGGUGUGGAGCGACGAAGAUAAACCCCGUUACAUGGAUGUUUCCGAUUUGGGUGAGGAUGCCAAGCGCAAGCAGUACCAGCUGGAUUCGGAUUACGCCUGCAACUGGAUGAAGCACGUGCGACUGGCGGACAGCGAGGAAGCGAGCAAUUUGCUGGUGUUCGCGCGCGGAUGCGAGAUCGUCUUCGUCACAAGCAGAACCAUCUCCUCGCACGAAGAACUGCGAGUGUGGUACUCCAGACAGUAUUUGGAUCUCGUUACUCCUGCAACCACUGCCGAUCUUUGCUUUGAUGGAGAAACACUUGGCGCAGAGGAAGAGAGUGGAAUGGUAAGCGAUGAUUGUCAGGAAGAGCAGGCUUCCGACGAGGAAAUGUCGGAUGAUGGUCCUGUGGACAAAGAAACAGCUUUGAUGAAGCGGUCUACAAAUCAUUCCACGAUGCCGUUGAAGGCAUUUGAACUGCAGGAUAGCUUAUGGGAACCGGAAACGAGCCUCGGCGAAAAUGGCUGUUUUAUUGGCGAGAGUGAUGGACGAGUCGGUUUAGAUGCCGCAUGUGAAUUCCCGGAAAUUCCCGACGGGGCCAAAGCGUCUUUGAACGGUUUAGAAGGGCGCAGAAGGUGUUCCCUGUGUGGUAAAUCGUUUAUAGACGUGCAGGAUCUGAUAAAACACGUGAAGGGACACUCCCGUAGUGAGAAGUGUCCCGUCUGUGGAAAAUGGUUCGCAUGGUUGGAGGCACAUAUUCGUAGUUUUCAUCCGGAACAUCCUAUCCAGACCGGUAAACUGUGCCAACGUGCGAAGUCUCAGAAAUCAUCAUCAACCAAACAAAAACCCAAAAUGUCGUCUACUAAACAAAAAUUUUCGGAUUAUGCGUAUCGUUGCCCGGAGGGCCAUGAACAGUAUGAGUCACAGAACGGUUUACAAACACACAUGCAGAGUCAUCGGCCGGAAUUUACGAGGACGACAGGGUACACGAAACUGACAUGUACCGAGUGCGGUUUACGGUUCGCCACGCAAGAGCUGUGCCGGCUGCACCAGAUGAAUCAUCAGACGCGCGACGAUUCCGCCGCUAGUCAGCAGCGAGCGUGCCCCGCCUGUCCGCGCACCUUCGACGAGUGUCGCCAACUGGCGCAGCAUGUCGACACGCACGGGACGCCCACGAAGCUGUGUCCGGUGUGCGGGAAAUGGUUCGGUGCGCUGCGCCAACAUAUCUACGCAAACCAUCCGGAAGUUACACGGAAUCGCUACGCAGACGGUGGCAGUGGUUCUGCUGAGCCGGGGACGAAGAAAUUUUCCUGCCGGCAGUGUGGGAAACGAUUUGCACUGCGGAUUAGCUUACAGGCGCAUCUCAAGAGCCAUACGACUAACGGGACGACGUACAAUCAGACCUGUCAGGAAUGUGGUCUACGGUUUGGGACGGAUGCCGGGUGCGAACUACACAAGCUGAAACACCAACUGCACACCGGCGACGAAAAGCCGCCGUGCGAGACGACGACCUGUCCGGAAUGCCAGCACACGUUUAAGGAUGUGGCGGAGCUGCUGGACCACUUGGGACACCAUGGACGGCCCACCAAGCAAUGCCCUGUGUGUAGCCAGUGGCUAGACACCGGGCACCUGCGCCGUCAUAUCAGGCGUGAACAUCGAGGAGUGGAUAUCCAGUCGGAAUCCUGGAAAACUGAGGGAAAGGACUGUGACGGGGUGGAGGAGCCUUCCGACAAUGAGAACAGCGCCAUCCACGAGGAAUUUCUGUGUGGCUUCUGCGGGGCCAUCUUUCUGACUAAUGAAUUAUUGAAGCUGCAUAUAGCGGGACACUGUACCAAUGACGGCGCUCUGCCUUCGGACAAGGAGGAAGAUGAAGGGGAUUCUCUGGAAGCGUCGCCGGAGGUUGUAGAGGCUCCACCCAUUACAAUUUCGCCGGACAGAAGCGAGCUGCCGGUUGACAAGAAAGAAGUCAGUGGUGGAAGCCGCACGCUCAGUGCGGCAGGCAUUCGUUGACGGUGUCACCUGCAGCCAUUGCGGUCUGCAGUUCGCUUCAUGGGGUUGCGGGGAUCAUCUAAUACCACUACUGCAUGUCGACACAGUUGUCAGGAUUGCGGAAAAGAGUUUGAGCAGCAGUCUAACCUGUCCGAUCAU